CGGUCUCGGCCCAGAGGGACACGGCCUCUUGCGCUCUCUCUCUCUCUCCUGCUCUCCACGCGUGCUGCAACCUCCGCCGCCGCCGCCGCCGCCACACCGGCCGCUCUGCGCCACGAGCCGCACGUCCAGCCACGCCGCCCUCGCUCCAAGAGACACCUGUGAGGGCCCGAGAUGGUGUUUCCGACGCGCCGUUCCAGCAUCGCCCCGCGCGUGGCCCUGGGCCGCUCGCGUCAAGCGCUACGAGCCUGGGGCUGGGUGGCGUCGGGUGCCCUCGCGCUCCUCUCCACGCUGGGCCUCUACCUCGUCGACCCGCUCGACCAGAUCCUCUCCUGGCAAACGACGUUACAACCGGGGACGCUCGCGUACACUUUCUGGGACCAGCCCCUUGACGUGCUGUACAUCCGCACCUUCAUCUUCAACAUCACCAACGCAGAAGCCUUCCUCAGCGGCGAGGAGAAGAUGAACCUGCAGGAGAUCGGCCCAUUCGUCUACCGGGAAGUGACAGUGUUCGCCAACCUGACGGUGCACGACAACGACACCGCCUCUUUCAGCGCGAACCGCACCCUGGAGUUCCUGCCGCACCUGAGCGUCGGGGACCCCAAGGACUAUGUCGUAACGGUGCCCAACUUGCCUCUGCUGGGCGCGGCUGCGAUGCUGGGCGAGUCGGCGCUGGUGACCAACCUGGCGCUGCGCAGCCUGGCGCUGUUCGUGGGCGCGAGGCCGCUGCUCACCAUGACGGCCGACAAGGUGCUGUGGGGCUACGACGACCCGCUCGUCUCCAUGGCGCACUCCGUCGCGCCCUCUUUCGUCGACUUCAAGCGCCUCGGCCUGCUUGACCGGAUGUACACGGAGGUGGACGACGUGGUGGUGCGCGCCGGGCGCAACGGCGGCGUGGACCCCAAGGCGAAGGUGGCGGAGGACGUGUACUCCAUCCAGACGUACCGCGGCGCCACGGGCUUCCCGCACUGGGGCCACGGCGUGCAGCCGCGCUUCGAUCCGCUCACGGGCGAGGCGCUGCCCGCCCACCUGUCGUGCGACACCGUGAAGGGCUCCUACGAGGGCGUGCUCUUCCCCAGGAACGUGAGGCCCGAGCAGCGCAUGUACGUGUACCGCAAGCAGUUCUGCCGCUCCGCGCCCAUCGUCUACCAAAACGACGGCUUCACGGAAGAGGGCUACCGCUACAUGCUGUAUCACGUGGACAUGAACCCGCUGAUCGACCCGGACGACCGAGAAAACCAGUGCUACUGCACCAGGACCUUCGGCAGCAACUCGGGCUGCAUGCCCCCCGGCUUCAGCUCCAUCGCGCCCUGCUUCUACACACUACAAAAUAAACUCACUGGGCUGAAUCCAAACCGUGAUGAACACUUAUCCUACUUCAGAUUACAACCGGAGACGGGAAUCCCACUGAACAUCCGCUGCCGCCUCCAGAUCAACCUGAUGAUGGGCCACACGCGCCUGUCCAUCACGCAGCCCUUCGACCACAUGGCGCUGCCCAUCAUGUGGGUGGACAUGACGAUGGACCUGCCGGACAACUACAAGAGGCUGGUGCACCUGGCGGUGAUCGUGGGGCCGGCGGCGCAGACGGUGCUGCUGGUGCUGAGUGCGCUGGCGGGCGCCGCCAUGGUGGCGUGGGGGCUGGUGCUGCGGCGGCGGCUGCACGCGUCGGGCGACCGCCGCCUCAGCGAGCGGGCCCGCUCCCCGCGCGCGCCCGCGCUGCACCUCACGCAGCGCCUCACCCAGCACAUGGACUCCGCGCACUGA
Messenger RNA from Gryllus bimaculatus (two-spotted cricket), 1761 nucleotides. The record is from the annotation of a GenBank genome assembly. NCBI's taxonomy places the organism in Eukaryota, Metazoa, Arthropoda, Insecta, Orthoptera, Gryllidae.